AUGCAAGAUAAAGAUCUUGAUUAUGAACCACCUUAUGAUCCUUCCAUUGAUGAAGAAAAGUUGAAAGAACAAAUAGCAGCUUUGAACAGUUUUCUUGCUGCUUGUAGCAACGGAAAUUUUCGUCAAAUAAUGAGUGGCGUUUCAGAAGCAUAUCAUAAUUCUGAAUCUUGGCAAUCAAGACGAGAGAUUCUCUCAAUUGUUGCACCGAAAAUAACGUUAAAACUCAUUCAGUUAUUCAUACCAGGUUUAACUAGUGGCAGAUUUACUGCAGCACGUUUGCAUGCUAAAAAAUAUAGUCUCGGUUCCAGAGUUGAAGAAACAACAAAAGUUGUCCAACGGUUUGAUGAUCAUCAAGUCGCUCACUUUCUUGAUUUUAUUAUUUCACCUCAUGUGUGCACAGAUAUGCCCUUUGGUGAAAAAGUGUUGAAGUUAUCGUCUGGAAUUGAACUUUUCAUUCCAAACACGAUAAGAAAUAUGGGACCGACUCGUAUUAUCGAUCAGUAUCUUCUUUAUUGUGAAGAGAUGUGUUCAGAUUUUGAACCACUUGGCAAAAGUAGUCUGUUUACUAUUCUCGAUGCUUGUAAAGCGUCAACAAGAAAGUCUUUACAAGGUAUAAAUUACUUUGCAGCUGAAGCUGGAGAGGCAUUUGACGGCAUACGAAAAAUGAUUGAAGAUAAAGUCGCACUACAUAAUGAUAGUGCUCGACUUAUUGAGAAUUUGAAACGUGCUCGAUUUUAUUUAAAAUCUGAUUAUAAAGUGCACGUAGCGAGAUCGAGCAAUAUUGCUGAUCAUUGUUGCGUUUAUGCGUUGAGCGAUCCAGAAAAACGUGAUUUUGCUCAAGAUUGUGAUCAUGAGCACAAUGAAUCCUGUGCUGAAUGCUCAAAUCUAACGAGAACUCUAAAUGAAAUUGAACGACUUCUAGAAGAAACAGAAGAGGACGAAGAACUAUUACAUCGAACUUUAAAAAAGUUUCGGUCAUAUCGUGAAGCUAUUGAAGCAUGGAAGGCUCAUUUAUUAAGAUCCAUUAAUCAAGAUUUAUGUCGAGAAAAUUUACUCGAUAAACUAUCUAACGAUGAGAUUUAUCUCAAUCUUGAUUGGGCCAUGAAGUUUCUUCCUAUUAAAAGUCGAGAGCCACAAUCAGAAUUUUUUGGUAAACGAGGCAUCAGUUGGCAUAUUACUGUUGUAAUGAAAAAUGAUGCAAGUGCUGAAGACGAGAAUAGCAUAUUCGAUGAAGACACUGAUGUCUUAGACGAUAGUCAGCAAAUCACUAACGAGAUUUUGAAUGAAAGUCAAAUUCGAUCUUUUUUUGGCCGACUGAAGCGUGAAAGACAAAUAAGUGGUGUAGAACAAACAUCAACAGAUAAAUUAUCCGCCCAGAAGAAAAGUGUCAAAAGUUAUGACAAUGAAAAUGAUGAUCAGGAAGAGUUAGAAGACGAUUUUCAAGAGAACGAGGCUGCUAUUGAAGAGAUAAAAGUAUUUGAAAAUCUUUGGGCUAAUGCUAAAAGAGCGCUUGAAUCAUCUUCACAUGGAAUGGAUAAAAGAUAG
Molecule: messenger RNA, 1545 nt
Organism: Rotaria sordida
Lineage: Eukaryota; Metazoa; Rotifera; Eurotatoria; Philodinida; Philodinidae
Source: the annotation of a GenBank genome assembly